Messenger RNA from Erpetoichthys calabaricus (reedfish), 3869 nucleotides. It is a transcript of the gene ccdc87, whose product is annotated as coiled-coil domain containing 87. The record is from RefSeq and is a predicted model, not a curated record. The transcript has 20 exons. Bases 333 to 2948 code for a protein of 871 amino acids. Lineage: Eukaryota; Metazoa; Chordata; Cladistia; Polypteriformes; Polypteridae.
CGCGCGUCGGGACCUGAAAACCGGAGUAGAGGCACCGGAUUAAAUCUCACCAACUCUUUAUAGAAUCACAGAAAGUCAUAAGUACUGUGUAUAAUUAAUAUACAUCAACAAGGUUUAUAUAUGCGGGUGGACUGUAAUUACAUUCUUCUGAUGCUAAUGACAGAAAUUUAAAUCAGCGCAUUCAUAAGGCGAGUCUUUCCAGAGUGCCAGAUGAACUUUCCCUCUGAUGGAUGACAAGACGGGCACUCCCUUAUCAUCUGUCCUUUUAAAAGCGGACCAGUCAUUGAAGGGGUGAAAACCAAAGACGUUUGUAGGCUUAAGCACACACCAGAAUGGAAGUUGAGGAUUACUGCAGUAAAAUCAGGGAUUACCGUCCUGUGACUCCCAUUAAAGACAGUGUGAAAGGGCCUCCCUCAAGCCUUGCUGAGCUCUGUGAGCUAAUCCAUCGGCGGAUCUGCGUCAGGCAGGAUAUUCCAACGGUGUCAACUGAAUUUCAGAAAGCUUUUGGAGGCAUAAUUUUAGCUGAAAUAAAAAUGCUUUGGCAGGAUAUUAACCAGUUUGCUCCUGAUCCAUUUUUGAGCUCUGCAGAGAAUAAUGAACUUCAAAUCCGCAUUAUUACGCACAUCAUUUUGGUAUGCGAAAAGCUUUUUCUUCACUAUCUACAUUUGAUGGAUGUACUUAGAAAGCGCAGUGUCUUCUCUGAUGAAGCUAAUUUCAGUCGGCUUGGAGCAGAGCUUUCCAUCGAUUGUACCAAGCUCUUAAAUGUUAAUGCCAUCAGACGAAAUAUUAUUUUGGAUAUUAAAGCCACGCGGAAGAAUGUGAAUUUUGUUGAGAAUCUACAGCAGCCACAGAGUUUCAAUGAGCCGUUGAAGUCCACCAUACAUAAAACCAGUCAGAAAUUGCAGAGAAGUCUGAUACCACACCUUACAUUUGAGCAACUGAUGAGCCUCAGUCGACAGGCAGUGCGCCAACCAAAAGAAUCCUCGAUUGAAAAAGACCUCAAGGAGAUAAAGAAGAAAAUGCCAAAUCUGGAUUUUAAAAGGCUGUACAAAUUAUUGCCUUGUCAAGAAGAUGCUCAGGAAGGACACCCGACUCCUUGUGUUGCAGUACGAAGUCCUGCACCUCCUCUACAAACUGCAAAGGAGCUGGAUUAUCUUAAUAACAAAAAAAGUGACCAUCCAUCUCAACUAAAGCGUUCACAGUCAAUGCCUAACCUUCAUGGAAAAUUACUUACUGAAAUAUUGGGAGUUAAUUUAGAAGAACAUCGCCCGCAAACUCCACUUCUUGUUAGUCAGUAUUCAUGUCAAGAGAUAAAGGAACAGAAUGAAAUACAAAUCUCUGCAGACGAAGACCUUCAAAGAUUGCUGCAGAUCUAUGACUUAUCAGUAAAGGAUGCCGAAAACACUGAAGACGAAACAGACCUUCCUCCUUUGGUUAAAAGUUUACCAUACAGAAAUGAUGUAAGGUUUAAGCAACUACAGAAGCAUCUUGAGAAAUUAAAACUGGAGGAGAAGAAGGAAGAAGCUAAGGAACAAAUGAAAAAUAUGCCAUCCACAAAGCCAGAGCAUCCCCAGGCUGCUACAGUUGCAGUAACCCUGAAGAAUAAAUCUGUGGCAAGGACAGCGGAUGUUCAAGUGUCUGACCGAGUCUUGAUGGACACCAUUCAACUGCAGAAAUAUCCACCUCUUUACAAUGAUUUAACUGGAGAGAUUGAACAGUCAACCGUGCAAUGGAUGGAUCGAAAUCUUUUCUAUGGGCAAGAAAUUACCGAAGUCUACAAAGAAUUAAUUAGAAAUAUUCCUGCUAAGCACCUGCUGUUUGACCAGGAUCCUUUAAUACAACCCUGUGCUAAGAGUGUAAAUUUUUCAAAAUGCCAAGCAUCGUCAACCUUACAAAAGAGCAGAAAAAACUGGAUCAUUAACCCUGAUCUGAGAACAGAUUCCCAGAGUCAGUGGUGCAGAAGGAAAAAUGACAGUGACUACCAAAAACCAGAGGAUACUUCAUCUCGUGCUUAUACAUCUUGGCUGCAGUGGUGGAAAUCCAAUAUCAACACAGACGAUUACCUGAAAUACAUCUCAACCAAGGAUUCAGAUUAUCUUGGAGUAGUUUUUCACUUUUACAACAGUGAUGACAGUGAUGAUGAAGAAGAUGAAAUCCAAAAAAAGAUUAAUGCCGAACUAAAGCAAAAAGAAAUGGAAUACAAGGAGAAGAUUAAUAACCUACUUACAAAAAAACAGGAGUUUGUGUCUGGAUUGUGGAAUAUAAACUGUGUUAUGCUUGGCGGCCUGGGUAAAGAUCCAACUCUAAAAGAUGGAGAAGAUGAAUUCUUGGAAAGCAUGGAAAGCCCAAAAGAAGCAAUUGCAGCUGAACACGUCUAUCCAGUAACAGCAGUCAGGCCAGAUAAUAAGGAAUUGCAGAACAGGCUGGAACAAAUAUGGAAAGCACUUCACUUCUCAGACAAAGAGAGACUGGAUAUGGCCAUAAAAUAUAGCUCAAGCCGCUUUAAAGAAGACUUGGAAGCAGCAACCACUGCUUGGGAAGAAGCUGUGAGAUUAAUCCAGCAGAGGGAAUUGCUGCUCGACAAGCUAGAACAAUUUGAACGAGAUGCUUCUGAUCCUAACAGAUUUUUUGGACAAGGUUAUCGAGGCACAUCAACUGCUAGAAUGAAUGAAUCUAAAAAAAGAGCAAGCCUGUCAUCUAAGAUAAAAGAUGUCGAGGCUUUGCUGUCCAGAGCAUUAGAUGAUACCAAAACUCAGUUUAAUGACAUUGUUACUUACAAGGGUCGCCCCUAUGUUGAAAAGAUGCGGUGGGAUAAAAUUGAAAUGCUUUACUGGUUGCAGCAGGAGCGGCGGACUCUGGCACUUGAGAAAGUAUUGAGCAACAGCGGUGGUCUAAUUUCAAAGUUAACUCCCCUUCAUUUGCCUCCAGUACCUUUCACAAAAGAAUGACAAUUUUGCAGAAUCUUGAAAUACUAAUUAACAUGCGACAGAUAUUUGUGAAAACACUGAGCUGACAACAACACACUUUGAACAACUAGGCAUUUAACAGGAAAAAACAAAUUGAAAGAACUUUAAAAGUCAUGGAGUUGUGAAUUUGAUUCAUUCAUGUUAUCCUGUGUGGCUGACUUGUUUAAAGUAUGAAUUAAACCCCGUUGCAGAAGUGGACCUCAGGCUCAGAAGCUCAGCCCUAGACUGAAAUACCACCUCAUACCCAUUCUGGAUCGCAGGACUGGGUGUACAUGUAGAUAAACGAAUAGCUGAACAGCAAGCAAACAAAGUCUUUUUGUAUGAUAUGUUUAUUUCUCAGAUGUUGUAAAUUUCCUUUUAAAUAAUCAUAUGAAUCUUGUAAAUAUUGUAAUAUGAAUGUCAACAAUGAGUGUUACUAUACUGUACAAUAUAAAACUUCCUUGUUGAGAAUCUUUUCAUGUACUGCUCUGACUACUGCAUCGCCAAAGGUUUUCUAGCAAGCCUUUUAAAUCAGAAGCAAGUAAAUUUGAAAUAACUAAACAAAUGUAAUAUCCUGCAAAAAGCAUUUUGAUUAAAUAAUUUUAUUUGUUAACGAAUUAUUCAACAGGGAAAAAAAAACAGCAGGUUAAAUAGUUUGCCUUUCUAAGAUAUGGAUCACUAAUCAAUUUUAAUUAAUGUAAUAAAUGUGAACUGACUAUACAGGGGCAUAUUUAUAUUACUAAAUGUGCAUGUUUUCCACAGUGCUUCUAAGCAAAUACCAUGAGCAGUCUACCCUCCAAGAACCCAUCUCAGCUGUUGGCACAGUGGUUCUAAAAGUUUCAUCUACAGAUCAAGUGUGAGUCAAAUAGCCCACAAGCUGACUAUCAUCAUAAGUAAGCUUUGAGCCAUUUAUUAGUCUAUUAU